CCAUCUUGAAAUUUCGUACAUUCACAUUGUCAAAUUUUGGUAGCCUUACGUUUCGUGUCACAGAAAAACUUCUGAGACUUAAAAAUGCGUUACGUAGCUGCCUAUUUAUUAGCCUCUUUGGCUGCCAAAGACCCAACUGAAGAAGACAUCAACAAAAUCUUGAGCUCAGUUGGUAUUGAAUCUGACUCCGUCAAGUUACAGAAGGUUUUGAAUGAGUUGAAGGGGAAGAACCUUGAAUCCAUCAUUGCUGAAGGAAAAACGAAGUUAGCUUCAAUGCCAUCUGGUGGAGCUGUCGCAGCUGCUGGUGCCCCGGCCGGUGGUGCUCCUGCUGCUGAAAAGAAAGAAGAAAAGAAGGAGGAGAAGAAAGAAGAGUCUGAAGGUUCUGAUGAUGACAUGGGCUUCGCACUGUUUGACUAAUCUCCUUUUUUUGUACAGUUUUUCAUCAUCUUUUGAAUAAAUGUGACUAUUUUUACAUCGA
Molecule: messenger RNA, 478 nt
Organism: Bemisia tabaci
Lineage: Eukaryota; Metazoa; Arthropoda; Insecta; Hemiptera; Aleyrodidae
Source: RefSeq, a predicted model, not a curated record